Messenger RNA from Penicillium pulvis, 2121 nucleotides. RefSeq lists its product as uncharacterized. Gene Ontology annotation, cellular component: nucleus. Gene Ontology annotation, biological process: regulation of DNA-templated transcription; DNA-templated transcription. NCBI's taxonomy places the organism in Eukaryota, Fungi, Ascomycota, Eurotiomycetes, Eurotiales, Aspergillaceae. The record is from RefSeq and is a predicted model, not a curated record. The transcript has 7 exons. The coding region runs from base 1 to 2121 and encodes 706 amino acids. Gene Ontology annotation, molecular function: DNA binding; DNA-binding transcription factor activity, RNA polymerase II-specific; zinc ion binding.
AUGUGCAGAAGGAGGAAACUGCGAUGUGAUAGAGCCCACCCUUGUGGAGCCUGUAGCCAACGAGGUCUCUCCUUGUCUUGCACAUAUCCUCCUAGCGCAGGCGAGACGGGACGGAUCACCAAAGAGCAGCAACCAUCAGCAAAAUCAACCUUGCCAGAGCGCAUUGGACAGCUGGAAAAGUUGAUCACGGCUAUUGUGGAUGAUGCCGGCAACCAAAAGACGAAGACUUCCAUUCGGAUUCAACGUCAGGACCCACCCAAUGGGAACGAAGCCAAGGCGACAUCACAAGCCGAAGCAGAGGCCGCAAGUGAUCCAUCCGACUCAUUUGGUCAUAUCUCAUUACAAGAUAGCAAGACAACAUAUGUCCAAGAGACACACUGGACCGCAAUUCUCGAUGGGAUCACGGAGCUCAAGGACUCGGUACAGCAUGAGGUAGCAGCUAAUUCGAGUCAACCAUUUUUUAUACAUAACUCCUCGGAUAUGCUGUUCCCCAACUGUGAGCCCACCACCCAUACAGAAGUCUUGGAACAGCUACCCUCGCGAGAAACCUGCGACAGACUUGUCGCUGAUUACUUUAAUUACACAUCUCUGCCAUUGCUUCAUGGCCCCUCAUUUUUGAGAGAGUAUGACCGGUUUUGGGCGGAUCAUACUUCAACACAUAUAAUGUGGAUUGGAAAGUUAUAUGGUGUUAUGUCUCUUGCUUUGAUGUUCCAAAGCGAGGGUGAGUCUUUGAAGAACAGGAACGAGUUGAUCGCACAGUUUGACAAGAAGGUAAACCAAUGCCUGGUGCUUGGUGGAUACCAAAAUUGUCCCCCAAAUACGAUUGAGACUAUAUGCUUUACUCUGAGUACCCAGUUCAACCGAAUGGGAAAUGGUGAGGUUAACAGCGUAAUCAUUCUGGGUAUUCUUGCACGUAUGGCCCAGCGUAUGGGUUACCACCGCGAUGCAUCUCAUUUCCCUCACAUUACUCCUUUUCAGGGUGAAAUGAGACGAAGAGCCUGGGCGAUGAUCACCAACCUUGAUGUGAUGCUUUCAUUGUCCGUUGGGCUGCCCCGCCUAUUGAGAGAGUUCCAGUCAGAUACAGCACCCCCGCGGAAUCUUUUGGAUAGUGACUUUGACGAGGACACGAAAGAGCUACCACCACCACGCCCUAACUCGUACUCGACGCCCUGUCAGUGGCUCGUCGCCAAGAACAAAGUGACUCUAAUCAUGGGCAUUAUCACCGAUUUUUCAACUUCGAUUCGGAGGCCAAGCUAUGCAGAAGUCAUGCGCUUGGACCAACUCCUGCUUGAUACAUACUUGGACAAUCCAGAAUUUCUACUGGAGCGGCCUUUGAGCCAAUCCCUCAUGGACACAUCAGAGACCAUUCUCCAUCGUAUCCAGUUGAUAUGUCUGUUUGCGAAGGCGAGAUGCGUUCUGCACUAUCGGUACCUUGCAUCUUCGAGGACCGAUGAAAGAUAUUCCUACUCUCGCAGCACCUGCAUUGGAGCCGCUCUGAAAAUCCUUGAGUACCAACGCUUGAUGAAUGAAGAAACACAACCUGGGGGUCGCCUGUUUCGUGAAAGAUGGAAGGUUAGGUCACCAAUUAUGAGAGGAGUGAUUUUAUUAGGGACGACCCUCCUCUGCCUUGAACUGAAUUAUGAUCUUUCAAAUACUCCAACGAACAACCCAAAGUCAAGACCACUGACGGAACUCGUCAGAGCUGCAAUCGUUCAGGCACUUCGGACGUCAUAUAGCAUCUGGUCUGAAGCGGGUGACUCCUACCCCAAGUCUACCAGCACAAUUCAAGCAAUCGACUUGGUCUUCCAAAAGCUUCAAAACCAACAAGACUCUCCCUCGCCAGGCGCUGUGCCCAAUUCCGCCGAUUUUUUCAAUGUUGAACCUGUCGCCGGGUCCCCAAAUGAUCCUUUUGCUGGCGCAAAUCUAAAUAUCUGGCCUGAGCUUGGGGGCGCAAUGUUCUUGGACCAUGCAAACAACUUCCCCCAGCUUCAACCGAAUUAUUUGAAUUCCCCAGUCCCGUCAUCUCAUGUCGCACCUGAGCUAUUGGAUCUGACAAACAGUGUGGAUGAGAUGCUUGGCAUCUCCUUGAAUUAUCCUCGGAUGACUGAUCUUCCACAAUGA